AGAGCUCUUCUUCACGUAAGACCAGAAUUCUUCUAAUCUCAUAAAUAAUUAAUGGCCUGCCUCACUAUAAGUCCUGGUGUUCGACGGGAACCGUUCAUUUUAGAGAACAGGGAAGGGAGAAAAUAAAAGAGAAGAAAGAAAGUUCCAACAGAAACUCUUCUAUGCGAUUGUCAAGCUGGGAAAGAAAGUAGAGCUAUAGUCAGCAGUAGCUGGGAAAGUAAAAGUGAAAAAAAAACAAUUAAGUCCUCGUUUAGCUGCCUGGCUGUGUAGUAGAGAAACUAAACACUAUUGUAUUUGAGUUUAUAAAGAGGGCGCUAGCUAGACACACACCUUGCCGAAAAUCUCCGCCAGAAAGUCAGCAGUUUCCUGACCAUGAGGCCCGGGGCAUCCAUCCUGCUGUUCCUCCUUCUCUCCUUUUUUAAAGCUUCUCUCACACAAGAUCUUCGCCCUCCUUCAGACGAUGCCAGCUUCUUGUUGACAGCACUUUGUAUCCAAGACAACCGCAUCAGAGAGUCCUGUCUACAUAACGUUCACACAAGAAGCAUUUUGAACGGAUUGUUACUCGCUUUAAAUUCACAAAGCAGGUUAGACGGAGCAGACAGCGGUGACGCAGCCCAGAAGAUGGAGUUGCCGGACAAAAGGCGACGAGACCAAGACGAUAAGUCGGGUUUCUAUAGCAACUGGUAACGUGCGUGUUGGUACCAGCAGCCGACCACGUGCUGAACGAUCACAAAGCCGCAGCUAACGGACUUUACGUCAUCAGCUGCCAUAUGCAGCGCCCCCUCUCUCUUCUUACCUCCUUCUCUCUCUCUGCUCUUUCUCUCUCUUUCUCUUCCUCCUUCUCCCUCUCUCUUCGUUUGUCUUUCAGUCUCGCCUUUAUAGAAUUCAAAGAAAUCGCUAAAAGACUAAUGGCAUGUGCAUAGUGAAAUUUUACAGACUUUUUGCCGAAAUAAAUGGUUGGCUUUGAUUGGUGAAGUUUACUGUUCUCCUUGAUGAGGCGGUUCCAUUGUGGCGAGAGCCUUUACUUACCGACACUAUAUGUGUUUGUGAAAGAAACCUGAUGGCAUGAGAUCCCGUGCUUCAUAUUCAAUCCUUUGAGUAUGGCUUUUUGUUUUGCUUCAUCCAGACAUACGGAAUAUAUUUGUUUGCAUAGUGACAUAAAGUGGCAUAACCUUAUUAAGUUGUAAUGUUACAGUGGCAGUUCUUUGAGUAAAUGUUUUAUUUGUAAGUACAUUUAGGGUUUAACUACUUUGGAUUGCUUUUCGUCAAGGCCCUGGUCAAAUUGUUUAUAAAACUAAUUCAUCUCCAACACUGCAUAUUGUGUUUUGGACAAUAGAUAAUGCGAAUAUAAUAUAAUGAUAUAAGCAAGUUCACAGCUGACCAUUGUUUAAAAUAUUUCCCAGUCCGUAUGGAUGUUUCACUGCUACCUCUAGUUGUCAUAUGUCUAUGUCGCACUGUAUCUCUGUAUUUCUGUCACAUUUUCUACAGGUGUGGACAACUGUUUUGUCAAAUCUAAAAUUCACUUUCUCUGUCAUUUUCGUCAGGCAUCUGCUGAGUCCCUCGACAGUCUUUCCAUCAUAUUGCCUGAUUUACUCAUCGACAAUCUCUCAAAGUUCGAAAAAUCUUAUUCAGCCCUCUCCCUUUUAAGGAAAAUAAAAAAAACUUUCAGUCAUCGAGAAAAUGAUCAUGAAAAUAACUAUCUGGAGUCUCAGGAGUUCUCGUGUGUCAACGGAGGCCAUAAUUAAAUUUUGUUUUUUUUUUAAAUAGAGGAAUGGUUGUCAAGCGGAUGAUGAUGUCGAGUUAAAAAAAGUUGAUCAUUGCCAUUAAGCAACAAACAUGGAGAAACUAAGUCGCUGAUAAACAUCCAACUUUUUCUCAUUUUCUGAGCAAAUCACGGGAUGUGAAAACGAUCAUCUUUCAAACAGGUGAGCAAGUGAUCAAGCCUUCGUCCUUCCUACAAAGAAAACGUUUUUUGGCUUUCCUAAUUCGUUGCUAAUUAUUCAUACUUAAUAAACUUUUCAGGGAGGGAAGUUGAUACUAAAAUGUCAUCAUUCGCUGCAAACGACUAUUUUUAUGUCUGGCUGACUGUUUCAUUUUGCUUUUUUUUUUUUCUUUUGCUGUUUCUAUCUGGUGCAUUGAGGGCAGGCGGUGAACACAGGGGAGAGCAGCAGGGUCUGGAGUUUUCUCUCAAGACCUUGUCCUUCUAGAGUUGUCGUUCUCUCUACGUGUUACACCUGCAACAGUUUCACCAAAACUGGGCGACUGUUUUCGUGCAAAUAUAGUUCAUCUUAUCUAAGAUUACACUGACACUUACAACCAGGAGAAAAAAAAUGUUUCUUCACAACUGAUGCAAUAUUCGCGGACUUCACCUCCCUAUUCUUUUACCUCUGGUUAUUAUCUUCCCUUUCCUCUCUCUUUCUCUGUCUAGCGUAUACUGACAAUAUACUGAUUUUAUUCUUUAUUAUUGUCUCUUUUUUCAUCAACUGUGAUGCAAGUAGUUGAUGCAAUCGGUUGCUAGUCCAUUUCUAGCUUGUUUGCUCAUGCUUGGGGAGCAAGAGGAGUCGUUGUAAUGUAUGUUCUCUAUAUACAUGUCGUUGAACCAUGAAAAAACUGACAAGGAAAAUAUGGAAGUUAGUUUACUUGAUACUGUUGUCUAAAAAAGUUGCUUGAUAUAGGGCACGUUUUCUAUAGGGCCUUAUCUUUUCAUAAGAAAUACUUAUUUUUCUUGAUUUUUAGUAUACUAGCGUAGUUUAACAAAUAAAUUUUGCUUUCUUCAAUCUGUGAAACAAAUGGAAUCAACUUGUAAUCCAUAUCACAUUCCAUUUACAGACACUUGAAAUAAAACUACCAGUGAAGGCUGCUUUCUAUCUCUCUAUCCUCCCUUUCCCCUGUAGACAAACGCCAUCACAACACUCGUUAGAUAACUGUCGGUACCUGAUCGUAAAACAAGUGUCGGCACUGACAUUGCAUGUAUAGAAGAACUUGGAUAUUGUGCACGCACAGAUCUGUGGAAAAUAAAAGUUGAAUCUCUUGAC
This is a messenger RNA of Pomacea canaliculata, 3035 nucleotides long. RefSeq lists its product as uncharacterized. The transcript is spliced from 4 exons. The coding region runs from base 373 to 687 and encodes 104 amino acids. Lineage: Eukaryota; Metazoa; Mollusca; Gastropoda; Architaenioglossa; Ampullariidae. The record is from RefSeq and is a predicted model, not a curated record.